GCCUCCGUGGGCCUGUGGGAAGCUUGGGCUGUCCCAGGACCGUCAGUCUCCUCCUCUGACCCUCCCUUACCCCUUGUGUGUGGGGCCGCCGUCCCACCGCCACCUCGCCCAAGUCCGGGGCCGCCCCGGUGUCCCCUCAGAGCCUGCUGCACUCCACGUCCCCCUACCAGGGCUCCAGCCCCCCGGGAAAGCUCCGGCCAGUCAGAUCCAGGCUCCUGGAAGAACAAUGUCCGGCAGCUGCCAGUCGUGCCAGGCGCACACUGCUGCCCAAGAGGAACUGCUGUUUGAAUUAUCUGUGAAUGUUGGGAGGAGGAAUGCCAGAGCUGCCAACUGAAAAUUAUCCAACCAAAAGAAAUGUAGGCUGGACACCCUGAAUCACCCCCCCCAGGAUGGACUUUCUGGUCCUCUUCUUGUUCUACCUGGCUUCGGUGGUGAUGGGUCUUGUUCUUAUCUGCGUCUGCUCGAAAACGCAUAGCUUGAAAGGCCUGGCCAGGGGAGGAGCACAGAUAUUUUCCUGUAUAAUUCCAGAAUGUCUUCAGAGAGCCAUGCACAGAUUGCUUCACUACCUUUUCCACACGAGAAACCACACCUUCAUUGUCCUGCACCUGGUCUUGCAAGGGAUGGUUUAUACUGAGUACACCUUGGAAGUAUUUGGCUACUGUCAAGAGCUGGAGUUCUCCUUGUAUUACCUUCUUCUGCCCUAUCUGCUGCUAGUUGUAAACCUGUUUUCUUUCACCCUGACUUGUGUAACCAAUCCUGGCAUUAUAACAAAAGCAAAUGAAUUAUUAUUUCUUCAUGUUUAUGAAUUUGAUGAAGUGAUGUUUCCAAAGAACGUGAGGUGCUCUACUUGUGAUUUAAGGAAACCAGCUCGAUCCAAGCACUGCAGUGUGUGUAACUGGUGUGUGCACCGUUUUGACCAUCACUGUGUUUGGGUGAACAACUGCAUCGGGGCCUGGAACAUCAGGUACUUCCUCAUCUACCUCUUGACCUUGACGGCCUCGGCUGCCACCGUCGCCAUUGUGAGCACCACUUUUCUGAUCCACUUGGUGGUGAUGUCGGAUCUAUACCAGGAGACUUACGUCGAUGACCUUGGACACCUCCAUGUUAUGGACACGGUCUUCCUUAUUCAGGAAACUUGUAUGUACUGGGAUUAUUCCUGGGCUGCUUCUCAGUGCUGUUUAUGUUCAGUUUGUCACUUUUGGACACAGUACCUGUUCCUGACUUUUCCACGGAUUGUCUUCAUGCUGGGCUUUGUCGUGGUCCUGAGCUUCCUCCUGGGUGGCUACCUGUGCUUUGCCCUGUACCUGGCGGCCACCAACCAGACUACUAAUGAGUGGUACAGAGGUGACUGGGCCUGGUGCCAGCGUUGUCCCCUUGUGGCCCGGCCUCCAUCAGCAGAGCCCCAAGUGCACCGGAACAUUCACUCCCACGGGCUUCGGAGCAACCUUCAAGAGAUCUUUCUACCUGCCUUUCCAUGUCAUGGGAGGAAGAAACAAGAAUGACAAGUGUGUGACUGCCUUUGAGCUGUAGUUCCCGUUUAUUUAUACAUGUGGAUCCUCGUUUUCCAAGC
Molecule: messenger RNA, 1570 nt
Organism: Piliocolobus tephrosceles (Ugandan red Colobus)
Lineage: Eukaryota; Metazoa; Chordata; Mammalia; Primates; Cercopithecidae
Gene: ZDHHC4
Product: zDHHC palmitoyltransferase 4
Exons: 9
Coding region: 390-1502 (370 amino acids)
Biological process (GO): peptidyl-L-cysteine S-palmitoylation; protein targeting to membrane
Cellular component (GO): endoplasmic reticulum; Golgi apparatus
Molecular function (GO): protein-cysteine S-palmitoyltransferase activity
Source: RefSeq, a predicted model, not a curated record